This is a messenger RNA of Fomitopsis serialis, 423 nucleotides long. RefSeq lists its product as uncharacterized. The record is from RefSeq and is a predicted model, not a curated record. Lineage: Eukaryota; Fungi; Basidiomycota; Agaricomycetes; Polyporales; Fomitopsidaceae. The coding region runs from base 1 to 294 and encodes 97 amino acids. The transcript is spliced from 5 exons.
AUGUCCGCCGUCCAUCCCGCCGUCCAUCCCAGCCCGCUCAUGCCCGGUGACGGCCCUCUUCCGCGCGUCGACUCGCCCGAGUACACCAAAGGCACGAACAACAUCCACCGCGACGAGACGUACCACCCGCAGACGCGCGAGGACUUCGACCUGCCGGCGAAAGAGAAGGCGAACACGAUCGUCUAUCACGAGACGGCCGAGGAGACGUGCGGCACGCUUCGGAAGAUGGUCCUUCGGCAGUUCUUGGGAUCCAAACUUUACUUGAUACGCAACCGCAAGGGGAACCCGAAGUAACCCCCCGGACGAGUGUAUGUUGCGUACUACCGCCUGCUAUAGCGCACUGCCGAAACCGAUGACCACCGCGCUGUGGGUAGCACUACAAGCCGGGCUCGAAGCUCUCAUGCUUCCGGCCAGAAAAGUGAG